Molecule: messenger RNA, 1468 nt
Organism: Heterobasidion irregulare TC 32-1
Lineage: Eukaryota; Fungi; Basidiomycota; Agaricomycetes; Russulales; Bondarzewiaceae
Exons: 6
Coding region: 1021-1284 (87 amino acids)
Source: RefSeq, a predicted model, not a curated record
GGUGUCUCAACCUCCUCAAUAGAAUGGGCGCCUGUCCAAUAACAAACCCAUUGUGUAUCAUGGGAGAAUUUCAACCAAUCCCAUAUCGUACCCUUUUAGUGCGUAAAGACCCUCUUCACAGAUACCUGACAGAUGCUGUACCGUGGUGACGUUCCCAGGGUCUGAGAAGUGCUUUGGUUCUGAUCGCUCACUUAGUAUGAGGGAGAUACCCUUUCCUAGGAUUCUGAAUUGCUCUUCAAGGAAACACGUCAACCACUAAUUGCGAUACUCAAACGAUUCCUACAUCAUAGGGCGAUGAUCAGAUUACUCGCGCGCGCGUUUCCCUCCACAUAACGCCAGUCAGGCAGCCGUCACAAGCGUGUAAACGAACUGCCACUGCAGAGCAAAUGCUCCACGAUGUCACAUUUGCAUAGAAGCUCGAAGCGGUAUGUGCCCAGUGCUCUCAGCCGUAACCAAGAUCUAUUUCCAUUUGAAGAAAGCCGAUUUCCUCGAGAAAAACUUGAUGGCACUGUCAAAGUACCGGAUUUUCAUUCUCCUUUCGUAUCAGAUGCGGAGGCUGUGGAUCUUGAUCAAAGGACUAUCCACAAGUUUGCAGAUAUCCCCAGGUUCACGACCAUCAUAACGCAGAAAACCCAAUUGUCGUAGGUUUCACGAGAGUCAUACUUCUGGGCUUUCACGGCCUGUUCCACUCAUACGAACGAGUAUGCGAUGAUUCACACUGGUCCACCGACACGCAUUGGGGCGGUAUCCUUCGAAGCGUUCGAACAACGCGCCGCAACGACCUGUCGCAGCCUAUGGGGCCAAGCUUGAACUGAUCCGAUCACACGUCUGCAACUCUUGCUGCAGAAAGUAUAAAAGACCUCAACUUCUGCAGAUGGUCCCUCAGCAGCGCUCUCUUCAACCACCAACGGUACUGGUUACCACUUGAGUCAUUCGUAUUCUUGCACUCUUUUCGCAGUCAUCGGCCUUUCAUCCUCUCGUCAAACGAAGUUUUCCACCACAUCAGACUGUCCCUGCGUCAUGCGUUGCCUUGUCAUUUUCGCCCUUGGCAUCGCGGCUGCAGUGUCUGCGCUGCCGAUACAAAGUGGCUCACAGGCCAGAUCCGAGGACGUCACUACUUUGAGUCAUAAUACUCCAAUAACGGAGCGUCGAGGGAACCAUGAAGGCGACGACAAGCCAGCCGAGCUUUUUCACUUCCCUGACAUUGGAAAUCCGAUUGCGCCUUUCGUCAAUGGCUUUGAUGGUGAUACUGUAGACAUUCCUGGCGUCUUCCUAAAGCCCUAAAGUUCACUGAGCGCUCAAGCCGUCCGGAGAGAGCCUUGCGGUUUACUGUACAUUGCAUGAAUUCAUGGACUUGCAGCAUAUGUACAUCUCGCCCCCAACUUACCCUAGCCUCGGGAAUGGCUCGAAUACGAGGCACCGUUCAUUCAUCGAUCCAAAUCAACACUCACCACGCACUAGAAUCUUC